CCCGCCCAUAGUCAGACUCAGGGGCGCGCUUAAACGCUCCACUGUAUCGAUGAAGUUGGUCCAAAGAUGGCGGAUUUCCUGCCGUCCCGGUCCGCUUUAACAGUGUGUUUCCCUAACUGUCUCCUCACCAGCAGCGAGGCAGAGCAGUUGAGGAAAUCUAAAGAGAUCGACAAGUGUAUUUCUCGGGACAAGACGUACGUGACGCGCCUGGUUAAGAUCCUGCUGCUGGGCGCCGGGGAAAGCGGAAAGUCCACUUUCCUCAAGCAGAUGCGCAUCAUACACGGGCAGGACUUCGAUCAACGGGCCAAAGAGGAGUUCCGGGCGACGAUCUAUAGCAAUGUUAUUAAAGGGAUCCGUGUGCUGGUGGACGCCAGGGACAAGUUGCACAUCCCUUGGGAGGAUUCCUCGAACCAGGCGCACGGCGAGACCCUGAUGGCGUUCGACACGCGCGCGGCACUGUCAAGCCAGGCCGGCAUGGAGACGCCGGUCUUCCUGCAGCUGCUGCCCGCUGUGCGCGCCCUCUGGGCAGACGGGGGCAUCCAGAACGCCUACGACCGGCGGCGUGAGUUCCAGCUGGGUGAAUCAGUGAAGUACUUCUUGGACAACUUGGAUAAACUCGGAAAACCAGACUACCUGCCCACGCAGCAGGACAUCCUCCUUGCCCGGCGGCCCACCAAGGGCAUCCAUGAGUAUGACUUUGAGAUCAAGAACGUGCCCUUCAAGAUGGUGGACGUGGGUGGCCAGCGGUCAGAGCGUCGCCGCUGGUUUGAGUGCUUCGAUAGUGUCACCUCCAUCCUCUUCUUGGUGUCGUCCAGCGAGUUUGACCAAGUUCUCAUGGAGGAUCGGCUGACCAACCGGCUGGCUGAAUCACUCAACAUCUUCGAGACCAUCGUCAACAACCGCGUCUUCAGCAACGUCUCCAUCAUCCUCUUCCUCAACAAGACGGACUUGCUGGAGGAGAAGGUUCGGACGGUGGCCAUCAAGGACUACUUUCCUGAGUACGACGGGGAGCCGCACAGCCUGAACGACGUGCAGAAGUUCCUCGUGGAGUGCUUCCGGAACAAGAGGCGGGAGCAGCCCCAGAAGCCCCUCUACCACCACUUCACCACCGCCAUCAACACUGAGAACAUCCGGUUGGUGUUCCGCGACGUCAAGGACACCAUCCUCCAUGAUAACCUCAAGCAGCUCAUGCUGCAGUGAUGCUAUCGAGGACAUUGGGGUUUUAAAUCUUUCUUAGUGACCUUUUUAUGACCGUUUGGAUUUAGGUGGGGAACUUUGGAGUUUGAAAUGCAGGAUGGUUCUGAAUGACUAUUUGAGGUCCUGACACUGACCUCGUGAUGCUCUGUAUGUACAGCAGAGGUAGGGGUGGUUGGGGCAGUGAGUUUUAAAGGUUUUUGCUAGGCCUCUUGUGAUUCCAUUUUUUUUUUCGUCUCUGGUCAUAGUGCCACAACCCAUGCAGCCGAGAAAACGGUUUCUUUUACGUAUACUAACAUGCGGGACUCUCGAGCCGCCUCACGUCGGAGGCGGAACUGAAAGUGCUCGAGCUGGGCGUCGGCGCCCCCUAUCUUUCGGGUGUCUUACUAGCUCAGGGUGACGAUUUUCCUGCCCCACCCCCACCUGGUUGGCCUUGGUCUUUUACCUUUUAUUUUUCUAAUCAGUCAUUUACAGAUUCUUAAAUGAUUUUUGUUUCCAUUUUAUAUAUAAUUACAUGUAUUUUGUAUGCGAUUUGCUAAAUUAUAUUUUAGAGGUUU
Molecule: messenger RNA, 1751 nt
Organism: Paramormyrops kingsleyae
Lineage: Eukaryota; Metazoa; Chordata; Actinopteri; Osteoglossiformes; Mormyridae
Gene: gna13b
Product: guanine nucleotide binding protein (G protein), alpha 13b
Biological process (GO): Rho protein signal transduction; adenylate cyclase-activating G protein-coupled receptor signaling pathway
Cellular component (GO): cytoplasm; heterotrimeric G-protein complex; brush border membrane
Molecular function (GO): GTPase activity; D5 dopamine receptor binding; guanyl nucleotide binding
Source: RefSeq, a predicted model, not a curated record